UCUCAAGCGGCCCAGCACCUGCAACUGCCUGUGUGGCGCUAUGCAGCCUCCCAACGCCUGACCCAUCAUGAAGGAGCGAGAGCGACAGGAGAUCACCGCGCCAGACGGACGAUCCAAGAUCGCAGAGCACGGCAGAGCCGCUUUCAACCUCAAGGUGAUGAGACAGCGAUGGACGUUUUUUUCCGGACUUUUGUGGAGUCGAGUAUAUUUGAGCUGGGAGCUGGCGGAAUGAUUGUGUACAGCACCAUCACCAUGGUCUUGGAGGUGGAUCAGGUUGACGUGCCCGUUCUCAUCAACUUUUCCGAGGCCAUGAUCACCUCCUUCUUUCUCACAGAGUGGAUCACCCGCUUGCAUGCCCUCGGUCGAGACUGGCUCUUCUCUCUGGAGAACCUCUUGGACACCUUCAUCGUUUGGGUUCCGGGAGUUUUCACUGUUUGGUUCCUUCAGCCCAUUUUCGCUGACUCCGGCAGUGGCUUCUUGAAGACCAUGCGCAUCAUCCGCAUGUUGCGGCUCUUGAGAUUGGUCCGAGGUCUUCCAGGUCUUCCAGGUCUUCCAUUUCAGGACCAGGACCGCUUCCCCAGGAACCUGCGAAUGAUGCAAGAUCUCUGGAUGUUGGUCCGUGGCUUACUGAAGAGUGGCAGCACCUUGGUCUCCGCCUUGGUCCUCAUCAUUUUCACCUUGUAUGUUUUCGGCAUUGCUGCAGUGGACCUCAUUGGAAAAGCGGAUUAUAGUGGCACAGAAGAGGACGUGCAGGAGGCCCAGCAACGCUUCUUCGGCCUUUGGUAUUCGAUGCUGACCCUCAUCAGGUUUCUGAGGGCCGACGAUUCACAGGACAUCAUGGACGCGCUGAUGCAACAGCAGCCCUACAUUUGGAUUUUUCUUUGGACCUUUACAGCCUGGGCCUAUCUCGUGCUCUCCAAUUUGGUGACUGCCCUCAUUUGUAAUGAGGCCUUUGAGACCUCCAAGGCCGAUGAGGCUGAUUUGGCCAAACAGCUGAUGUUGCAGAAAGAGGAGGAGAUUGAGAACUUGAAGGAGAUGUUUGUGGAACUGGAUGAGGACGGUAGCGGCCAGGUGACCGAAGUAGAGUUCAAGAAUGCCUUCAGCAUCGAA
Cladocopium goreaui is the source of this 1110-nucleotide messenger RNA. The record is from the annotation of a GenBank genome assembly. Lineage: Eukaryota; Dinophyceae; Suessiales; Symbiodiniaceae.